Molecule: messenger RNA, 4273 nt
Organism: Mya arenaria
Lineage: Eukaryota; Metazoa; Mollusca; Bivalvia; Myida; Myidae
Product: toll-like receptor 4
Exons: 1
Coding region: 341-3076 (911 amino acids)
Biological process (GO): immune response; inflammatory response; toll-like receptor signaling pathway
Cellular component (GO): membrane
Molecular function (GO): protein binding; transmembrane signaling receptor activity
Source: RefSeq, a predicted model, not a curated record
AUCAGAUAGCGCACAGCAAAAAAAACCUUAUAAGGCACGUAAUCAAAUGAUAGUUUGAAUAUAGCCAGAUGAAAUGGAUACAGUGGCAUUCAAACGCUUGUAACGAGUGUUAAUACCAAAAUGAGUUUACAAUUAAUAUUAAGCUGGAGUCAAGAAAGCUGAACAUUUAAGAAGAAGAACAAAACGAUCGGAUUUAAAUUUUCAUAAUAUUGCUCUGCGUGAAAAAAAAAAUGGAUACAAUAACAUUUUACACCAAUUGUUUAUAACCAGAAAAUUGACUACAUGAAGUGAAAAUUAACAGAUAUCUUGUGUGUAAAAAGCUAAAUAAUCAAAGAAAGCCAUGUCGGACUCAUUUUUCAUAACAUUGAUCUGCUCGUUAUUGGCUAUUGGUCAAUGUCAGUACAUGGAUUCGCCAAAUAUGUCAUGUGGAAUUCCUAAAAAUUCCAGAAAAUCAAGAUGCGGAACGAAUAACGCAUGCUGGUGUUUCUAUUCAUCUAUACUGGCUGUAGAUUGUUCUGGCUCAAAUCUUGAUAAAGUUCCGCAAGGAUUACCAGCAAAGAUUGCCAUAUUCAUUUUGCGGAACAAUUCAAUAAAUACCACUGAAAACAUCUCGUACGAUCAUUUCACAAUUCUAACUUGCUUGGAUUUGUCAUCGAACAAGAUUGGGACAAUACAGGAUGGUUCCUUUAACAACAGUCUAUAUCUACGAACACUCCUUUUAAGUGAAAACAAUAUCACGUAUUUUGGCAAAGGCGUGCUUUCAACCCACAAUAAGUUAGAAACACUGGAUGUUAGAAGGAAUUCAAGGAAAUCUAAAACGAGUUAUCCAUGUAAAAUCCAACAAGAGACACAAAAGGCUACAAAUCUUCAAGGGUUGUUAAUAGAUGGAUCUCCAUGUACAGCGAACCUCAGCUUUUCACACCUUACAUCGCUUAUUCUAGGAGGAGACGAAACAUUGUGUAAUAUAAACACUAUUCGAUCAAGUAUGUUCACUCAGCUACCAAGUCUCCGCAAACUGCAGCUACGCAAUUGUCAAAUCCGAAGGGUCGAGAAUGGUAGUUUCUCUAAUCUGAAAAAUUUACGCUUUCUUGAUUUGUCCUCAAACCCUUAUCUUACGUUUUCAGCGAUGCCAAAUUUCACAUUUGGAUUGAUUCCCACCAACAUAAGUUUUCUGAAUAUCUCAAACUUGCACACAACCUUUGGUAACUGCACCAUAUUAACGGCAUCAGAUCUUGAAUACCUCUCAAAAACAAACAUCGAACAUUUGUAUCUCGAUUCCAAUCGAAUCAGCAACAUGGAAAUAGAGGCAGUUCGGUUUAUUCCAAGGCAUUUGAAGACGUUAUCACUGGUUGACAACAAAUUAGCUCUAGGACAUUACGUGGUUCAGAUUUUCGUCAAUAUUGUAACUAAAGAACUAUUUUCUGAUUUGGAAACAAUUUGGUUUUCGCACCGACACAAAAACCAUCAGUUUAGAUUUUUUUAUUUAGUGAACGACGUGUUCCAACGUAAGCUGUCCCACAAUGCAAACAUCACAAAAAGGGCGAUGUUAUAUUCGGACCCAAAGCGAUCUUCAAGAACACGAUUUUUGCGCUCGAUUACGGAUAACAAUGCUAGAAAACUGAACAAUGAAUCCUUUAAAGACGACCUAUUGGACGAUUUUACUUCAUCUAUUGAUUUCCACAUCAGGAAUGGUCUAUGCGAUAAUUGUCGAAAUGUUUCAAAUUCAAUCGAAAAGAUACCUCUUCCGGCGGCCGUGCGACAUGUGGAUGCAAAAGAUCUUAAAGUACGUACAACAAUACGCAGCUAUUGUUUUUGUCAGCCAAAUAAUAUCCAGAUCGUAAAUCUUUCUACCAACGUUUUACAUACUUGGAACGGACCAAUAUUAGGUCUAGAUAAACUGAAAGAAUUGCAUUUGGACGACAACUCUUGUUCUGAAAUUGCCCUAAAUGCAUUUCACAACAUGGCCAAUCUAGAAAUUCUGAAUAUUGCUCAGAAUUAUUUAGGUUAUGUUUUUACAAAUGACAAUGAGGGUAUCUUAUUAAGUAGACUCGAAAAAUUAAAGUACUUGGAUCUUUCUUCAAACAAGAUCAAACAACUUCCAACGGGAGUGUUUAUUGGACUUGUGGGCCUUGAACAGUUGCUUUUGCGAGACAACAAUCUCAAAAGCGUCUCAUUUGAGGCCAACCAUAUGCAACAUCUUAAAUUUAUUGACCUUACUUUGAAUAUGAUCAAAACAAUAAGUCCUGACACCCUAACGCUUUUUACCAAAGUGAUUGUCGCUAACAAUUUUUCUAUUGCAUUGAAAAACAACAGCUUCUCUUGUACUUGCAAAUAUGUUUAUUUGGUAAAAUGGUUCUCUGAGACCAGGGUCACAGCUUUUCAGGAACUGAACCAGUACAAAUGCACAUUCGAUAAUGGAUCGAAAGGAUAUCUUUCUAAUGCACACCAGAUAUACAAAACACUGAACAAACAAUGUGCCAAUUAUUUGCCCUUGAUUGUUUCCACGAGUAUUUCGCUCUUCAUCAUACUCGUCAUCAUUACAUGCAGCUUCGUUUACAGAUUUAGAUGGGACUUACGGUACAUAUACUAUUCGGCAAAAUACCGUUUCAAGGGCUAUGCUUCAGUCAACCAUGAAUCCGGCGACUACGAGUUUGAUGCAUUUGUGUCCUAUGCCGAGAAAGAUGCCGUCUUUGUCCACCAAAGGCUUGCUCCCGAGUUAGAAUCAAACCGAGGCUUACGUCUGUUGGUCCACGACAGAGAUUUUUUGGCCGGAAAUAUGGUAAAUGAAAAUAUUAUCCACGCAAUAACCAGUAGCCGAAAAACGCUCAUCAUCAUGUCACCAAACUUCCUGGCCAGCAGUUGGUGCGUGUACGAAAUGAACAUGGCUCGCAUGGAAACCAUUAAAACCGGAAGGGACGUUUUGUGCGUGGUACUCAAAGAGAAUGUGCAAACGAAUGGCCUUCCCUUGGAAAUUUUGGACGUGUUCCGCGAAAGGACCUACUUGGAACUACCGGUCGAAGGAGGUGACUUGGAGGAUCAAUUUUGGGACAGGCUAGCAGACGCUGUUUGUCAAUAGUUGUAUUUUGAUUAUUAUUGUUGUGUAUACAAUAUAUAGUUGGCAAUAUUCCUAACGCGCCAUCUGUUGAUACUUGUUGGUGGAAGCUGGCAAGGUUGUUGACAUAUAUGUGGGCGGUGAAGCAUGAAUGAAGGUUAUCCUAGUAAAGUGUUUUCAAUCAAAAAAAGAAAAAAAAGUGAUGCAUAGCAUCAAGUCGGUGCGAUAACAAUAAAAGAACAAAAAAACAUGCAUGUCGAUCACCAAAAAGUUGUUAUUUACUUCAAUGAUAAAAUGUUAAUUAAACAUCUGUAAAACAUCAUUGUAGAUCAUACUGCAACAAUCGUAUCUGUUUUCGGGAAUACACUUUACUGUUAUGAGUAAAUUGAACGGGGAUACAAAAAAGACAUUGUUUGGAAAUAUUCUGGAAUUUAUCUUUUGAAUGACAUUUGCAAAACAAACAAUUAAGCUGAAUGGUCGCCAAGGGGAUUACUGCCUAGGAGAUUGCGGUACAUAUAGGAAAUUACCGAGUAACCUUCACAUAUUCGGGGAAACGUUCGUAUUUAAAAUCAUUUAAAUACAUAAAUUCUGGGGCGUUAUAAUUGAAGACUUCGUUAUCAAUUAAAGAAUAUAUUUUUUAAACACACUGUACCGCACAUUUUACAGUACAACGAGGAAAAUAAAAAAUAAAAAAAAACAACAACAAAAAACCUUAUUCUGUCAUUCAUGACCUGGUAUUAAGUUCAAGUUACAUUUUAGACAUCAUCAAAUAUAGUCGGCGCCCUCUCAGGCUUAUAAUAAUAAAGACUAAACGAAAUGGAGAAAAUUGCACUUUUCAAUUUUCUUUGUAUUUAAUUUGAGAUACAGACUCCGCUAAUAAAUCAUUAAUUAUGGUAACUUACUGGAUACAUCGUGUAAGGUGAAAUAUUAUAUAUUCAAUUAUAUACAAUAUUCAAAUAAAAACGGAAAGGACCGAUUUUUUAUGACUUGUUUUAAACAACAACAACAACAACAAAAUAACAACAACAACAACAACAACAACAACAACAACGCAAGAAUCUGGUAUAUGUACUGCGUUCUUGAUGUAACAGUCACGAUGAACAUUAUACAUCAAAAUUGCUGUAUAUUCAUAGUGUUAAGAUGUGUGUGUUGUUCAUGUGGUUUCUCUUUAUGUAGUUGAUCGAAUUAAAAUGUUAUAUACAUAAUAAAGUGAUUAGUAUU